Egretta garzetta (little egret) is the source of this 2287-nucleotide messenger RNA. It is a transcript of the gene PROS1, whose product is annotated as protein S. The record is from RefSeq and is a predicted model, not a curated record. The transcript has 17 exons. Gene Ontology annotation, cellular component: extracellular region. Gene Ontology annotation, molecular function: calcium ion binding. Bases 1 to 2181 code for a protein of 726 amino acids. NCBI's taxonomy places the organism in Eukaryota, Metazoa, Chordata, Aves, Pelecaniformes, Ardeidae.
AUGCGUAACGACCAGAGAACCCAAAUCCAGCUCUUGAAAUGCGUUGUUAAUGGCCCUCGGGAUGCACUUGUAGCGCACCUUAAGUGCACAGACAUUGGGAGGCUCUUCUCUGACUUGGUUGCUGGCUCAUCUCAUAUAGGUGCUCUAGGUUUGAGGUAUUACAUGCUCAUGAACAGUACCAAACCGACUACGUCUGCUUGGAUUGAUCUUCUUUCUGUUAAAAAUAAAUCGAUAACAACAGAGGUCCUUUGUUUCUACAAAGUUUUAUCCCAGCAGUACGCCUCUCAGUUCCUGGUGAGGAAACGUCGAGCAAAUUCUUUUAUGGAAGAAAGUAAGAAGGGAAAUUUAGAAAGAGAGUGCAUUGAAGAAUUAUGCAAUAAGGAAGAAGCCAGGGAAAUCUUUGAAAAUAAUCCUGAAACUGAGUAUUUUUACCCCAAAUAUUUAAGCUGCCUUGCCUCCCAUCGAGCAGGGGUUUUCAGGAUUACUGCAGUUACUCCAGAUUCACCAGCUGACCUGAGGGUUUGUGUCAAUGAAAUUUCAAACCAGUGUAGCCCUCUGCCAUGCCAUAAAGAUGGAUACAAGGAUUGCAUAGAUGGACAAGCCCAAUAUACGUGUGUCUGUAAACCAGGAUGGCAAGGAGAGAAAUGUGAAGAAGAUAUAAAUGAAUGUGAAGACUUAAAUGGAGGUUGUAGCCAACGCUGUUCCAAUUUACCUGGAAGCUACCGUUGUUUGUGUGAAGAUGGCUACUUCAUGCACUCAAAUAAAUGGGAUUGUGGAGAUAUAAAUGAAUGUGUGUUACAUCCAAACAUUUGUGGGACAGCCAUCUGUAGAAACACCCUGGGGAAAUAUGAAUGUGAAUGUGCAGAAGGCUACACAUAUAGAAUAGUACCACGAUCAUGCAAAGAUAUUGAUGAAUGUGCUGAAAAUGUUUGUGCUCAACUUUGUAUAAACUCUCCAGGAAGUUAUAGCUGCUAUUGCGAUGGCAAGAAAGGGUUCAAGCUCUCUAAGGACAUGAAGAAUUGUGAGUCUGUAACUGCAUGCGUCCCACUGAACCUUGAAAAGAAUUAUGAACUGCUUUACCUGGCAGAGCAAUUUAUAGGAAUUCCCGUUCUGUACUUAAAGUUUAAAUUGCCAAAUGUCACGAGAUUUACAGCAGAAUUUGAUUUCCGGACAUAUGAUGCAGAGGGAGUUAUACUAUAUGCAGAAUCCCUUGACAGUACAGCAUGGAUCUUGCUUGCUCUUCGUGAUGGGAAGAUUGAAAUUCAAUUCAAGAAUAGUUUUGGAACAAAAGUCACCAGUGGAGGCAAAGCCAUUAAUGAUGGACUGUGGCAUAUAAUAUCAGUUGAAGAACUAGAACAAAGCAUCAGUGUAAAAAUAGCUAAAGAAGCUGUAAUGAGUAUUAACAGCCCAGGAACACUUUUUAAACAAUCACAGGGUUUCUUGGAAACAAAGGUGUAUAUUGCAGGAUUACCUCGCAAAGUGGGCAACACUCUUGUUAAACAGAUUAACCCUCGGUUAGAUGGGUGCAUUCGUGCCUGGAACCUGAUGAAUCAGGGACAUUCAGGUGUAAAAGAAGUUAUUCAAGAAAAACAAAGCAAACACUGUUUAGUAGCAGUGGGGAGAGGAUCCUUCUACCCUGGCACUGGAAUGGCAAAGUUUCAGAUUAACUAUAAUAAUCUUGACAGUACUGAAGAUUGGCUAAUAAAUGUGACUCUGACUAUUCGCCCAUCCACAGACACUGGUGUUAUGUUUGCCUUGGUUUCUAAUGAAACAGUGCCUCUUGCUUUGUCCAUAGUGGACUCUAACUCUUCUGACUCACAGAAAAUCAUUGUGACCAUUGGGAACAUCAUGGUUGCACAUCUGGAAUCAAAGAAGUUAUGUACACCCAGAAAAGUGCUGGUUGGACUUGUAGUAACCAAACACCAGCUUGAACUGUCUGUUGAUUCACACACAGACAGAAGCAAUUCGGAGCAACUGUCUGUCCUGCAUCAAGCAAUGAUGGCAAAUGUUGUUACCUACUUGGGCGGCCUACCAGAUGUUCCUUUGGGUGCUACGUUAGUAACCGCUUUUUAUAAUGGCUGCAUGGAGGUGAAGGUCAACAACAGACAGCUGGAUCUGGAUGAAGCCAUUUCUAAACACAAUGACAUUAGAUCUCACUCGUGCCCACUGAUUAUGCAGUAACCAUUCAGUUCUUAAUUUAACUUUUUUCUUUCAGAUAUAAUUUGCGUAAUUAGUCUCAUGCCAUAAUGAAGCCUGUAUUAUUUUAUUCAAAAUGUGCCAGGAAAAU